Molecule: messenger RNA, 2518 nt
Organism: Melanotaenia boesemani (Boeseman's rainbowfish)
Lineage: Eukaryota; Metazoa; Chordata; Actinopteri; Atheriniformes; Melanotaeniidae
Product: CD226 antigen-like
Exons: 5
Coding region: 1424-2434 (336 amino acids)
Source: RefSeq, a predicted model, not a curated record
ACCUGUUAACAUUAGCUGGUUAGCAUGAGCUAGUUAAGUUUGUUAGUGUUUGUUCGGUUGUGUGAAGACGGAAAAGAAUUAAAAGGCUUUACAAGCUUGACAUUCAUCACAUAUUUUCCGACUUUAACAUCAGCGUCACGAAAUGAUUUUGUUUAGAUUGAAUUUGAUUAUUUUUCAUUCCACGGAUCAGAGACGAUGAUCCAGUCUUUGUGUCUGUUGGUGCCAUUUUUUCUAAAUUACUAUUUAUUACUUCAUUUUCAGUUAUCUCAGUUUUGUAAUGUGAUUGAUUUAUUUUUCUAUGGCGACAUAGUUCUGUGUCGCAGUAGAAAUAAGAAAUGUUGACCAGUGACUGGUGACACGUACAUUACUGAUAUUUGAUUGGCUGAUUUUGAUCACAUGAAAAGUAGAUCAGAAGUCUCUGAACUUGGUGAAAUGGAGUCUUUAACCUACGCUGCAUGUCAGUUGGUUUGAUAGAAAAGUCUAGAUUUUAUUUGUUUUUUGUGUAAUUUUUAUUUUUACCAUUAAACAAUGAAAAAAGAACUUGGUUUUAAGACCUUUGUUUUCUGAUGUGCACCCUGAGGUCCAGAGCUAGUGAGUCAGCCCUGCUGCACCCAUGUCAAACUAGUCAGACCAGUACACAUUUCUACCUUCAUUAGAACUAAAGAUGGAGUUUAAGAACAACAAAGAGAAAUAUUUGUUUCAACAUUCUUAAGCGUUUACAUAACUUUUGUUGCUUAUGUGCUUGUCACAAACGUUUCUGUUCACGAGCGUGUAAGACGGAAGUAAAGUCGUGUUUCCAAUGACACCAUCCCCUGUAGUUUGGGCUACUUGGUACGGGAGACUUAUAACUGGUUUCCAGUGUCUCCAAAGCUCAGAAAGGUCUACAAAGCCAUAUGAGACCAUCAACUGUGGGAGAAACCCUUACAGAUAACCAAGGUGUGUGCCACGCGUUGGCUCUCUUUUCAACCAGCAGUUUCAUUUAGACCAGUGGGAGGAGCUUAAACUGUGUUUCACAAUCACCAAGUCCAGUGAACACUGUUACAUGGCUGAAGUUUUAUACUCCAUGUACAGUGAUCCUCAAAACAUCUUGUAUCUGACUUUUAUGAAGUCAGUGCUUGGUGAGGUACAGUUGGCCAUCAAGGCUUUUGAGGAUGAGCAGGUAGAUCCUCUUAAACUUCUUCACAGCUUGGUUAGCCUGAUAAAGUCUGUAAGAAGCAGGGUGCUGAAUCCAACAGCAAAUACCGAGGUGCUCAAAGAGCCAGUUAAUGGACACAUCAGUCCCAAACCGUACCGUGGUUACCUUUUUGAGUCAAAGGCAGCUGAGCUCCACCUUGCACCUGAGGAGAAGAGCAAUGUAUGAAAGCGGUGUGUAGCUUUCACCAUCUCCCUCACUAAUGAGUUGAGGGUGAGACUGACGGACGACAUGGAAGCAUUGCAGGACAUGUCAGUCUUCAAUGUAGAGGAAACUCUAAAGCACAAUAAGAGCCUGGGACAAAUAGAAAAGAUAGCCAAUCUCAUUGUCUAUUCUCCUGUAGAGAUAGACAAGAUAGUCCAGAAAUGGUGUGCCAUCCAUCUCAAACAGAGAAACAUCACAGCUGAACCUGGACAUGACGUCUCUCUGCCAUGUAGAGCUGGACAUGAUGGAGGCAUCGAUGCUGUGGAGUGGACCAGACCUGAUCUGGGGUCAGAAUAUGUUUAUCUUAACAGAGACAGUCAUCCCGAUCCAGUCUUCCAGCAUCCAUUUUUCCAGAACCGGGUGGAUCUUCAGGACAGACAGAUGAAGGAUGGAGACGUGUCUCUGAUUCUGAAGAAGGUGACGACUAAUGAUACAGGAACAUAUGAAUGUAGAGUCUUCCAGAGAGGAACAAACCGAAGGCAUAGAGCCAUCUUGAAGUCUUAUCCCAUCAUCUCCAUCAUCCAUCUGGAAGUUUCUCCUCCAGGACAGACAAACAUCACAGCUGAACCUGGACAUGACGUCUCUCUGCCAUGUAGAGCUGGACAUGAUGGAGACAUCGAUGCUGUGGAGUGGACCAGACCUGAUCUGGAUUCGCCUAAAUAUGUUCUGUUGUUCAGGAACGAGCAACUUGAUCCAGAAAACCAGCAUCCAUCUUUCCAGAACCGGGUGGUUCUUCAGGACGGACAGAUGAAGGAUGGAGACGUGUCUCUGAUUCUGAAGAAGGUGACGACUAAUGAUACAGGAACAUAUGUAUGUAGAGUCGUCCAGAAAGGAAGAACCCGCAGGAAGAGAGCUAAUCUGAGCUCUGAUCCAAUCAGCAUCAUCUACCUGGAAGUUGUUAAACCAGAGAACCCUGCAGAAACCUCUGAGCUUUGGAAGUUGUUGCCGCUGGUUGAAGUUUUUUUAGUCUCCAUUGUUUUCAUCCUCUGUAUUUGUCUCUACCGAUGGAGGUCCAAGCCAGACCCUGAUACUCUUUAAAGGACCGACCUGGAUCCAGAGGCUGAGACAAGGAGGUGGGGGGUGGGGUGGGGGAUGGGGGGGUCCUCUGAGCUCCAAUCUGAC